Molecule: messenger RNA, 2023 nt
Organism: Sinocyclocheilus grahami
Lineage: Eukaryota; Metazoa; Chordata; Actinopteri; Cypriniformes; Cyprinidae
Product: cerebral cavernous malformations protein 2 homolog
Exons: 10
Coding region: 257-1621 (454 amino acids)
Biological process (GO): heart development; vasculogenesis
Source: RefSeq, a predicted model, not a curated record
UCCUACGCCCAAAAUGGCGGCAGGAUUGAAAAGUUUGUUGCUGCUUUUGUUUUAUUUUAUGACAUUUUAUCGGCCUCUGUCUCCUUCUGAAUAAAUCCCUAUUUUUUGUUUAUCACGAUUAAGAAGGUUAGUCGUUUAUUUUGUUUAGUUUAGAUCGGUAAAGCGCCUCCGUGGAAGUGUACGAGGCAGAUGGCACUGAACUCGAGGACAGAACUGCAUCUAAUACAAUUAAAAUGAAGAGCAUUUGUACAUAGAGAUGGAGGAUGACGUAAAGAAAGUCAAAAAGCCAGGUAUUGUGUCUCCGUUUAAGCGGGUGUUUCUGAAAGGAGAGAAGGGGAGAGAUAAGAAGACUCUGGAGAAGUCCACUGAGCGUAGGGCCCUCCACACCUUCUCCCUCUCUCUCCCAGACCACCGUAUCGACCCAGACAUUCUGCUCAAUGAUUACAUUGAGAAGGAAGUUAAGUAUCUGGGACAGCUGACCUCAGUUCCUGGAUAUCUGAAUCCCUCCAGCCGCACAGAAGUUUUGCAGCUUAUUGACAAUGCCAGGAAGUCUCAUCAGUUGGCAGGACAGCUGACAUCAGAGCAGGAUGCUGUUGUCAGUUUGUCGGCAUACAAUGUGAAGCUCGUGUGGCGUGACGGAGAAGACAUCAUUCUCCGUGUACCCAUUCAUGACAUCGCAGCUGUGUCCUACAUCAGAGACGACUCACUCCACCUCGUGGUGCUAAAAACAGCUCAGGACCCCGGAGGUUCUCCAUGUCAUAGUACAGAGAUGUCAAAAUCUCCCACUCUGAGCUCUCUUUCAGAGAGCGGCGCUGUGCUUGUGGAGGUCUGCUGCCUGCUUGUGCUGGCUGUCGAUAAUAAGGCUGCAGCAGAGGAGCUGUGUGUUCUACUUAGUCAAGUCUUCCAGAUCGUCUACACAGAGUCCACCAUUGACUUUCUGGACAGGGCCAUCUUUGAUGGAGCCACAACACCCAUCAGGCAUCUCUCGAUCUGCAGCGAGGACUCCUCGAGCAAAGAUGUCAAAGAAGUGUUUGAGGCCGAGGCGAGCACAUUUACUUUCCAAAGUUCUCUAGAGGCAGGACACUCCUCUAGCCCCUCCCCCUCCUCCACCCCGGCCUCCCCACAAACCAUAACAGCCAGUGAGAGUGAACUAAGCACAACAGCUGCUGAACUGCUACAAGACUACAUGACCACAUUGAGGACAAAGCUGUCAUCUCAGGAGAUACAGCAGUUUGCCACACUGUUACGCGAGUACAGAAACGGAGCCUCCAUCCAUGAGUUCUGCAUCAACCUGCGUCAGCUUUAUGGAGACAGCAGGAAGUUCCUCCUCCUGGGACUGCGGCCUUUCAUUCCUGAGAAGGACAGCCAGCACUUUGAGAACUUUUUGGAAACCAUCGGCGUGAAGGAUGGCCGCGGCAUCAUAACGGACAGCUUUGGACGUUACAAACGCACGACAAGCUCUGCGUCAGACUCCACCACUAAUGGAAACGGUGCUGCGGGCGGAUCGGAUGAAGGAACGGCCACCUCUGAGGGUGACGAAUGGGACCGCAUGAUUUCAGACAUAAGCAAUGACAUUGAAGCGUUAGGAAGCAGUAUGGACCAGGACGGCGUGUCGCCUUGAUGUCACGGCACUGGGUCAGUGUCUCGCAGUGUGCUUUAGCCAAUCACCACUUGAGAUAAUCACACGGGCCAUUGGCCCAUAUUGCUGUCCAUCCAAUCUGACAAUGCUGGAGUUGGGAUACUGUGUGGAUACCACUUCCUGGCCAUCAUCCUUACUUUUAUAUAUUGUGCCAUAUUAACACAACUUGAUUUUUCAGAUUUGACAAUUGUGAUUUUCAAGACCUGUGAUAGAAGGAUCGUGUAUUGCUGUGGACAGCAGUUGUGUUCUUCUGGGAUGUUUAUUGGCAGUAUCUGCUACCACUAAUGAGAAACCUUGUUGCUGGUAGAUAUCGCUCUUUCACACUGAUCUGUAUGAAAGUUUAUUUCCACCACAGAUUAAAAAGGUAUUUUACAAUUCUGACUU